Messenger RNA from Mus musculus (house mouse), 1472 nucleotides. RefSeq names its product cortexin 3 (gene Ctxn3). The transcript has 2 exons. NCBI's taxonomy places the organism in Eukaryota, Metazoa, Chordata, Mammalia, Rodentia, Muridae. Gene Ontology annotation, cellular component: membrane. The record is from RefSeq and is marked validated. The coding region runs from base 451 to 693 and encodes 80 amino acids.
AGACUCACUGAGAGGAGGAUACUGCCUCUACUCACUGAAGCAGAAUCCUCCGAAGAGUUGCUGAGGCAGAACUGAAAUCAUGGCUUGCCUCAAAGAAGCAGCUGUAUCGGCUGCUAAUGACGCCUCAGCACAGAAAGACGAUGCUCCUUUAACUCAGGGGUUUUAAUGGGAAGUUUCGGAGCCUGAGAGACAACAGCUUUAGAGCUGGGUGUGCCAUCAGCUGCUCGCUGCUACCUCUCUGUCUCCUGCUUGAACUCAGCCUGGCCGGGAAGAAUGGAAACCAGACAGGCUUUUAACUACCUGUAACUGUUUCACCAGGAGAUGAAUCAAGCGUUUGCCCAGCCAGAUCAGAUAACUCAGCCCCUCCAGGGAGCAGCCACCAUGAUCUCUGCAAACUGAUGAUGGAAGAAAGGGGAAGCAGAAGAUACUGUGCUCUGGAUUCCCUGGACGAUGGAUGGAGGACAGCCUGUUCCUUCACCCCUGGUACCCCUUGGGAACGGAUCAGAUUAUAGCAUGUCUCUGGAACAGAAAACAACAUUCGUUUUUGUGAUCCUGUUGUUCAUCUUUUUGGGCAUCCUCAUUGUCAGGUGCUUCCGAAUUCUUCUAGACCCAUAUCGGAGCAUGCCAACCUCAACAUGGGCUGAUGGGCUUGAAGGGCUGGAGAAAGGGCAGUUUGACCAUGCCCUUGCUUAGUGGGGACACAGUAGGCUGCCCUCCCAAGGAGCAAAUCUUCCUCUUUGUUAAUGUUCUUAACAAAUCCAAUUUUAACCAUGAAUGGCCCUAGGAUAACAACCCAUUAUUUCAUAAACCUGCUAUUGUGUUAAAGGUGUCUUAUUUGAGGAUAAUGGAAAGUUUCUAUUACUAGAGCCCAAGUAGGAAGGUGCAAGCAUUUAUGUCUACUCAAUGAAUGUUGUUGAAGAUAUUGUAAAACCAAGCGCACCAACAAGCGCACCAACACUUGCGAAGAUGUCGCUGUCAAAUGAAGCACUCUCUGCUCAGAACAAGUAAUGAGUAAUUAGAGAAGAUCGGGUAUGAGUCUGAGUACAAGUCAUGUCUCUCAAUUUUACUUUGUGCUUUGUGCACAUUUAUGUCCUGGGCAGGGUGAGGAAGCCUGUGUAGAGACGACAUCAAGGGGCUACUUAUUUCUUGCAAAGCAGGGGGCUCCAGGAAGCAGUGGUAGGCUUAGGAAAAAUAGUUAUUUACCUGGUAACUCUGGAUGGGAAUGCUAUCAUUUUCACUACCAGUCCUAAUCCAAUCUCUGUAUUCCUAUAGCUAACACAUUUAAAUGCACUGAUGUAUAAUUUGAAUCUACUGUACUUACAUUUGUGAUGGAACUUAUAGGUUACAAGCACAACUUCAAGGUUAUAUUUUUAAAAGAAAGAUGAUCGCUUAUCAAAAAGACUUUGGCUUUAAGAGGAGUAUGCAUUUUUAUGUGCACAUAGUUACCAAAUAAAAAAAAUCUCAAGAUGCAG